Messenger RNA from Silurus meridionalis, 1732 nucleotides. Its product is annotated as homeobox protein HMX3-like. Gene Ontology annotation, biological process: regulation of transcription by RNA polymerase II. Gene Ontology annotation, molecular function: DNA-binding transcription factor activity, RNA polymerase II-specific; RNA polymerase II transcription regulatory region sequence-specific DNA binding. Lineage: Eukaryota; Metazoa; Chordata; Actinopteri; Siluriformes; Siluridae. The record is from RefSeq and is a predicted model, not a curated record. Gene Ontology annotation, cellular component: nucleus. The coding region runs from base 339 to 1496 and encodes 385 amino acids. The transcript is spliced from 2 exons.
UGAACAUGACCUGCGACUUCGUCAUGUUUUCGUCUCUCAUUCCGUCCUGCGACUUAUAACAAUCUCAGGACUGUAUUUUUACUGAGGACCUCACAAACAUGAUCAUCACCACCAUCUUCAUCACCAUCAACAACAACAAAGACACCUGAACAGAAAAACUCCUUCAACGCAAAUAGUUUGUGUGUGUGUGUGUGUGUGUGUGUGUGUGUGUGUGUGUGUGUGAGUGUGUGUGUGCGCGCGCGUGUGAGCGUGUGUGUGUGUGUGUGUGUGUGUGUGAGAGUGUGUGUGAGUGAGCCUCUCUCUCUAUCUCGGCGUCUCCUCGUCGUCAGUAGGUCGUCAUGCCGGAGCCGCGCGGUUCUCCCGCAGAUUCUCCCUUCUCCAUCCGGAACCUCCUGAGCGGCGACACGAAGCCCAAGACGGCCGCCAAGCCCGCGAGACCGGAGACAGAUUUCGGGCUCGGGCUCGGGGUCGGUCUCGGGCUGGGAUUUGGAUUCGGGGAUUUCAGCCUGGCUCGGCUCGAGCUCCUCAACCCGCACCGUUUAGCGUUACCGGCGUACCUGGAGCGCGCGAGCUGGUAUCCGCCGCACGCGCUCACCGGAGCUUCCGCGCACCUCUACAGCACCGCAGAUAAAAACAGCACGUGCUCAGAGAGAGACUCUCCGGAGUUCCGGUCUGAUCCGGAAACUAAGGAGGAUCACGACGAUGAUGAAGAGGACGACGAGGAAGAAGAGAGCGCGAGGAGCGUAGAAGAGGAACACGAGGACGUAGACGCGGAAGAGCGGAAGAGAAAGGCUGCCGCGCGUGAGCGAGGUGGAGGAGAAGAAGAAGAGGAAGAAGAGGAUGAGGAGGACUGGAAACGGAGCACGAGGGUGACACCGGCGGCAUCGGCGGCGGCGAUGGCAGAAACAGAGGAGGAGGACGAGGAGAAGAAAGCAGGCCACCGCAAGAAGAAGACGCGUACGGUGUUCUCGCGCAGCCAGGUGUUCCAGCUGGAGUCCACGUUCGACGUGAAACGCUACCUGAGCAGCUCGGAGCGCGCGGGCCUCGCCGCCUCGCUGCGCCUCACCGAGACCCAGGUGAAGAUCUGGUUCCAGAACCGCAGGAACAAGUGGAAGCGGCAGAUCGCAGCCGAGCUCGAGGCUGCGAGCUUGCAGCAGCAGCACCACCACCUCCAUCAUCACCAUCACCAUCACCAGCAUCCUCUUCAUCAGCAGCACCAGCAGCGGAUCGUCCGCGUGCCCGUGCUCUAUCACGAGAGCGCGGCGGCUGCGGCGGCUGCGGCGGCUGCGGCUGCGGCGGCGGUGGCUGCGGCGGCAGCCUCCUCCACCUCUUCAUCCUCCUCCUCCUCUUCAUCCUCCUCCGCGUCCUCCUCGCCGGACAGCGCGAGCCCUCAUCACACGAACAGAGCGAGUACCGCCACGCCCACGCCGCUCCUCGCCUUCCCGCACGCGCUCUAUUACCCGCAGCCGCACAUGCCGCUGCUCAGGCGCACGUAGAGUCGAUUUAAUUUAUACCGAAUUAUUAAAUAUCGAAUGAAAGACUGAAAGACUGAAGUUUUUAAAGGAAAGAAAAUAUGAAACCGAUGGAGAAAUUAUUUUUAUAAACAAAAUCAAGUUUUUCUUCUUCUUUUAUUUUUUUUGUUUUUGAACAUUUAAUUUUCGGUUUGUUUGGGAAAAAAAAUCCAACCAGAAAAUACAUUCAGAAAAGACUAAACUUUAUUAUUAUUAUUAUU